AUCAAUUCAAUUGAAGCGUAUUGUUGAGGUUUUGGCUGUCAAUUUUGCGAGAGUUGGAACGUAAAACGUCGAGAAAAGGUCUGUUUUUGGAUGAUCUCCCGAUUAAUUUGUUAAUCUAAUAGUAAAACAACGACCAGACAUGUCUACUGAUCUCCUUUCUGCUCCCAUUGCGUCGAGGGGGAUGAAGAAGCCAAAAGCAGAGAAAGAGGAUUUGGUGGCCAAACAGCCUGUCCUGACUGAUUUCAGUACGUUCUGUACGUGGGUUCUUGACUAUGAAGCAUCCCUACACAACGGAGACAUACCCUAUGUUCCUAAAACACCGGAACGUGUAAAGAAGAGAAGCAUUAGUCCCUUAGACAGUGAGGGUAAUAGCAUAGGAAGUGGAGCAGAUUCAGAUAUCAGCCCAAGAGAAAGAUAUUCCAAGAAAGGAAAAAUGUCAAAUAUACGUGAGAAAGACGAAGACUGGAACCUUAUCACCUGCUUCUGCAACAAACCCUUCGCCGGCCGUCCCAUGAUCGAAUGCAGCGAGUGCAUGACUUGGGUCCACCUGUCCUGUGCCAAGAUCCGUAAAACGAACGUGCCAGACAUCUUCAUUUGCACUCAGUGUAGAGACACUCGAAGCAGUAUCCGUAAGUCAAACAGGCAGCGGGAGCCGAAGAAACAGUUCUCAGAGCUAUACGGUCCCGGGGAAAGUUAGCGGGGCGAAAGGUCUGAUUUUUAUCCUGAACAUGGACAGGUUAAAACAUUGUAAGAUUUUGUUGAGACAGUGUAUCUGUGAGGGGGACAAGAGGCCAUUAAUGGUUGGUCACAAAAUGGUCUGCUUACGAUCCCUCAGCAUGGUUGUACGCAAGAGGAUCUUCAACGGUAUUAUCUAUCCAAGAAACAAUUUUGCCAAGAGGUGGACAUAUGACCAUUGACACUUGGCUGCAAGCCGUUAUUCCGCAGAACAGCUGCUCUCCUUGUGGGAUGAACGUUUAGGAACCUUCAACAGUUUGAUCUUGUCAAGAAACAAUGUUACCAAGAGGUGGACAUAGGACCAUUGAUGUUCAGUUCCAGGUCGAUAUUCUGCAGAACAGCUGCUUUCCUUGUUGGAUGAACAUGUAGGAACUUUUGCGUCAAUAAUCUUACAAAAAACGGUGUUGCCAACUGGUGGAGAAAUUACCAUUGGUGCUUGGUAACAAAAAACGUUAUUAUACAGAACAGCUGCUC
Molecule: messenger RNA, 1209 nt
Organism: Lytechinus variegatus (green sea urchin)
Lineage: Eukaryota; Metazoa; Echinodermata; Echinoidea; Temnopleuroida; Toxopneustidae
Product: PHD finger protein 13-like
Exons: 5
Coding region: 140-697 (185 amino acids)
Source: RefSeq, a predicted model, not a curated record